AUGCUCAUGUUCAUCUCGCUCGGGGGCGAGCAGGUGGUGCUGUACCGCAUCGUCUACAUGCUCCUCUUCCUCUUCUUCGUCACAGUCUUCCAGGUUUCGUACCAGCUGUGGAUCAAGGUGAUGUACGGCUUCUGGCUGACCGUCAUCAUCUAUUCGAUGCUGGUGCUCAUUCUCAUCUACUCGUACCAAUUCGAGCACUUCCCCGAAUAUUGGGAGCAUCACCUGAGGAUCCCUGUAGGAUUUCAAAAAGACAUUGGUCUGGAGGUGUACCAGGCAGACCCGGGCACGCUUUUCCUCAAGCUGCUAACGCCAACCUUCUUCCUGAUUAUCACCAUCAUCCAGCUACACUACUUUCACAAUGAAUUUAUCAAGCUCAAUGAAGACAACUUCACUUACUCAGCGUGUACGGAAUCGACAGCAACGUUACGGUGUUCCCGGCGCCGUUUAAUUCUACCAUUGACGGCCGGGUCUGGAUUGGCUUCCAGAAGGUCACCGACUUAUCUUUCUACAGCAAGGGAUACAUCCUUCUCAUCGUUGUGUUCUCGGUCCACGCCAUAAUUCGCUAUCGGCAGCGCUUCUAUCGCGCACGGAACCGUCUCCCCGAGCCGCGUCCUGGGGUUGUGUUCCCUUCGAUAACUCGCCAAAACGCCGAUGACGGCAUCAGAG
This is a messenger RNA of Ixodes scapularis (black-legged tick), 666 nucleotides long. RefSeq names its product piezo-type mechanosensitive ion channel component-like. Gene Ontology annotation, biological process: detection of mechanical stimulus; cellular response to mechanical stimulus; regulation of membrane potential. The transcript has 5 exons. The record is from RefSeq and is a predicted model, not a curated record. NCBI's taxonomy places the organism in Eukaryota, Metazoa, Arthropoda, Arachnida, Ixodida, Ixodidae. Gene Ontology annotation, molecular function: mechanosensitive monoatomic ion channel activity; monoatomic cation channel activity. Gene Ontology annotation, cellular component: plasma membrane. The coding region runs from base 1 to 558 and encodes 185 amino acids.